Messenger RNA from Nicrophorus vespilloides, 2076 nucleotides. It is a transcript of the gene Brd7-9, whose product is annotated as bromodomain-containing protein 7. The record is from RefSeq and is a predicted model, not a curated record. The transcript is spliced from 3 exons. Lineage: Eukaryota; Metazoa; Arthropoda; Insecta; Coleoptera; Silphidae. Gene Ontology annotation, cellular component: nucleus. Bases 116 to 2065 code for a protein of 649 amino acids. Gene Ontology annotation, biological process: regulation of transcription by RNA polymerase II.
UCGGACGUAAACAAAACUUACAGAAGUGAUAACCCCAAAACUUUUGUUGUUGUUUUUUUUUAUCGCUCAAGUGUUAUCGAUUUGUUGGGGAAAUUGGCUGUAGUUUUGUUUUGGUAUGGAUAUUUCUACUGGUAUGGAGACGCCGUGUCCAUCGAAAAAGCACAAGAAGCAUAAAUCUAAGGAUAGAGAGGGUGGUGAGUCAGAGAAGCCACCGGGGUUGAAGCUCAUCUUGAAAGUUGGUACUCAGAACACCCCGGAACACAGCACUGAUUUCGGAUAUGGUGGACAUUACGUGGGUGAGCACGGAGAAGGUUCUAGGAGUCACCACAAGAAGAGCAAGAAGAAAAAAAAGAAGAAAGAUAAGGGUAAGGAUAGGGAGAAGAAGCACAAGCAUCAUCACAAGGAUAAGAAGAGGAAACGCGAAGAAUCCGAGCAUGAGGUGGAGAUGAUGGAUACGUUGCCGAUGAGGGACGAGAACGAUAGCCAAAAUGAGGAGCUGCCGAAUCUGGGCAGUCCGUACCGUGAGCCUAGGACGUGCGUGAUCCGUAAGAUACAGGAGAGGACGGUGCUGCAGAAGAUGCUCGAGCACGUCCUCAAGAACAUCGAGAAGAAGGAUCCGCAACAGUUCUUCGCGUGGCCGGUGACGGAUAACAUCGCGCCCGGUUACAGCGCGAUCAUCACGAACCCGAUGGAUCUGAGCACGAUGCGACAGAAGAUCGACGACAACGAGUACAAGGAUCUGCAGGAUUUCAUGGAGGACUUCAAGCUGAUGUGCACGAACGCGAUGAAAUACAAUCACGCGGACACCAUUUACUACAAGGCCAGCAAAAAGCUGCUGCACGCAGGUCUUAAAUUGGCUUUGCCGGAAAAGGUCGGCUGGAUUCUGCAGUUCAUGCCGGAGGUGAGCAGCAAGGAGUUGGGUUUCGAUAUCCUGCCGGAAAUCAGAGCGGAAUUCAAGGUGCCGGACAAGGAGUACCUUUCGCCGCUGUCGAAACGGAGGAUGCCGGCGACGAAGUUCGAAGCUAUUCCCGACGAUAUGGAGCCUGAAGAUGUAUUGGCGAGCGCGCAGAAAGCUGCUAAAGAGGCGAAAGCUAAAUUGGGAGAGCGUAAAGGAGGUGGACCGAGCAUGGGUUUCUUGAGACAGAAUAAGGAUGGAACGACUCACCUGAACAUCCUCGUUGGUGGUGAUGGGGUGAUACCGGGUACGAAGAAGAGACCGGUGCUUCUGGGACAACACACCGGGAAGGUGACCGAAGGUACUGGACAACUUCAAGGCUUCAGAGAGGACAGGAGGAAUAUCGUGAAACCGGUGAAGCCGCUGUAUUACGGGGCGUUCGGUUCGUACGCUCCCAGUUACGAUUCCGCCUUCGCGAAUCUCACGAAAGAGGAGAGCGAUCUGGUUUAUCAGACUUACGGAUCCGAUUCUGCCGUGCAAUACGCGGAGAGCAUCCUCGACUUUACGAGGGACUGCGAUUACACAGUUUACAUGGUCGACAGUCUAUUGGAUUUGUUGACCGGAGGAGAGCACAGUAAAACGAAAAAGGUGUUGGACGAUAAAAGGCAAAUGCGCGAAGAGGAAGACGCCGUCAAGACGAUACUCGAAACGAAACCCACGGAUGCGGUCAAGGUGGAUCUGCAGGAGUUGCGCUCGCUCUCGGAUCUGGGCAUCGACGUCAAAUUCCUGGACACGAUGAAGGAUCAAAUCAAGUCGGUCGAGGAGCAAGCGGAGCUUCAAGAGAAGUUGAACAACAUGUCUUCGCUCUUGGAUAAGCUGCACAAGAUCCAAUAUCAGCGUUUGUCGCAGACCGUUCCGGCGCAUCUGUCCGCUCUUUCCGGGCCCAGCGAGGAAGAGGUCGCUCUCGCCGAUACGAUUACUGAGAACCUGACGGACAUCGCGAAGAGGUUAAAUCCCAGCGACAUCGUCCCCGUGGCCGGCGUGAGGAAGGCUCUGGGUGUGGUCGGUCCUGAGCCCGAUGCUCCGGAAGCGCAAGAGGUCGAUCUGGAGUCGGAGCUGCGACAGCUCUUGGAGAGCGAAAACAGCUUCGAAGAGAUACUCAUGGAGUGAACAUUAAUAUA